GCGUUGGAGAGAGUGUUGAAAAUUAAGUUCGGAGGGUUUACUUUUCGCGUAUUUUGUGUAUUAUCAUCAAAAAAUCGUAGUCAGCCUAAGUCAAAAAAAAUAUGUUUGCGGAUAUUGAGUGUUUUAUUUAUUCUAGACAAAAUAAUAAAAAGGAAACAGUAUAAAUUAUAUAGUAACUGCUAAUAAAGUAAUGAACAGAACUGUGAGACAAACAAAAAAAAAAUAUCAGCUUUUAAAUUUGAUUUGUAAUAAACAAAAAUUCAUAUAAAUAAGUGAAUUUGUGCUAAGAAUAAUUCUAUUAUGUGGUUUAAAAAUUAAAUUAAAAUUAUUUAAAAAAGAAAAGAUUUGGAUUUUUUCCUCAAUAGUUUAUUGCGUUUUUCACGCUGUGUAACAGAUUUCAUUAUCGACAAUGAAUUGCCAAAAAAAUUAAAAUAUAAAAAAAAAUUUAUACAAAAACAUAAAAAAGUGACUUAAUUGUUAAUCGAACAACUUAUAUCAAACGAACGAUUGUGUUCCAGUGCGACUGGCAAAAACUAAAAAUAAAUAAAUAAAAAAAUAUUUACAAAUAUAAAAACAUAUUCGAAAAUUAUAACUGCAUAAAUUUAUUCCGUUACAUAAUCUCUUCGUACUAUCUUCCCGGACUACAUAUCCUAAUUACCUGGAUUCAUUAGCAGAAAUAUAUUUAAAGGUUUAAUCAGAAUUCGUUCGUUAGUGUAGUUCCUAUAUUUUACCAAAAAAUAAAAGUCACUGUCUAUUUACGGCCGGCAAAUAAUAUGAAGAAAGCCUUCAAAUAUCAUAAUUUACGAUACAAUUACAAAGCUGCUCAUUGAAAUUUCCAAUAAUUAUUAUUGUCAAUGCAUUUAUGAAACAAUUUGGUUUUGGUUACGGUUUUUGGCUUCGUUAAAAUCUCAUACACACACAUAUAUACACGCACAUACAUAUAUGUAUAUAUAUAGAAAUAUAAAAAGAGAAUUGGAAAACAACAUAUCAAUUAAAAUUUAUCAAUCAGGAUAUGUCCUUAACCGGUUCCCUCUUGGCUUACGAUAAUAAUAACGGUUCAAUAAUAACAGCAGCAGCGACAUCGGCCACAACGACAACGACAACCAAACCGAAACAAACGAAACGAACUUCCAUAUUGCGGUAUUCUCAAUACGAUAAAACGCCUGUCAGUGGCAGUAAUACUGAAACGCAAUUAAACGGCAGCUUCAUGGGUAAAGCGACUCCUUCUAGUCUUAAUUCGAGUAUAUCGAAUUCAAUUAUAACAAAUGCCAGCAGCAAUCAACAACAACAGCAGCAGCAGCACCACCAACAACAGUCACAACAACAGUCACAGCAACAACAUCAACAACAACAACAACAACAACAGCAGCAACAGCAUCAUCAAAAUUUCCCAAUAACCGCACAUUUGCCGGCCAAACUAAUGAAUUCGAAACGUAAACAUGCCAAAUACAACAACAUGUAUCCGUCACACAUGUAUCCUGAUCAUAAUAAUUACUUACAUUUAAAUUCAUUAUGGUCGAUUUGGUACGGCGUAUUACUGACAUUGUUUCAAGGUUAUCUCGCCGUGCAUGGGGCUUACAGGUUUCUAGGUUGUUCGCUCAUUUCCUGGAAAAUUGAACCAGUAACUGAAUUAAAUCUGCAAAUUGUUUUAUCCGGUGUAGUUUUCAUACUCUUGCCGUUCUUUUUUACCUCAGCUGUAUUCAAGGUGGGCAACUUGGCUAAUGACGGUAUUAAAUUGGCAACCGGAGCUAAAGAGCGACGUUGCUCGAUGAUACCGCAUGAUGGUUUGGAAGAAGAAGCACGUGGUGGUACGUUGCGUGCACUUUGGACGCACGGCGGCCCAACAGCGGCUUUUGUACACAUCCUGAUUGCCAUGUGUUUACUUUUGCCACGUUUACUGUUGGAAGCUCGCAUAAUUGAAAAUGGUCUUUUGCCACAAGAAAGCAUUUGGCAGACUGAGCUGGAUUUUAUGACAGUGAAUCGUCGUAAUUUGGUUGUACUAUCUGUGGUUACGUCGCCUUAUCAGAAUCGUAGUCAUCAAUAUGAAUCGCAAGAGGAGGAAGACUAUUACAAUGACACUAUGUUCACCGAAUUUGCUGGUAGUGGCAUCAGCAGCAGUAGCAGCAGCAGCGGCAGCAGUAGUAGUAGUAGUAGCAGUAGUAACAGCUUUACAAAUGCUGACAACCGUAACGACCAUAGAGGCAGCAUAAAUAAUCAUUUACUAGAUAACGAUUCUAAGCAACAAUAUGAUAAAAAGCACAAAUCAUUGGCAGACUCGUCAGGCAAAACAAGCUUCUUCGAAGUACCGGAUUUAAUUAAUAGUUCAGGCGACAAUAUUGAAGAACAUGACAAGAACAAUAGCAACAACAAUAACAACAGCAACAAAAGUCAUGCCACUAGCACAAACGAGGAGACACAAGAGUUGGUUAAUAAAUGGCUGAAAGAAACUAGAUCAACAACUAUGACAACAGCAACACCAUCGACAUCAUCUUCAAUGGCAACAACAGCAACAACAACAUCAAGAGAAACAACAUUUAGUACCAUAAAUACAUCUGAGAUAGCAAUAUUAACAACGGCAACAGGAGAAAUAAUUGCUAACACAAAUUCCGUAGACUUGAAGGAUAAUGGAAAAAUAAGGCAUAAGUUGAACACCCUAAGCAAAGACAGCAACAAUAGCAGUGAGAACAUAAAAAUGACAGCGGCAGACGACGACAUAAUGACAACAAUAACAAUAAAAGCAGCAACAACGUCAACGGCAACUGCAAAGAUUGAUAAAGAAACAACAACAACAACAACACCUACAACAAUGAAAACAACUACAAUGACGCCUACUUCCACUACAACUAUUAUGGCUGAGACAAGAUUAAUAACCAGCAAUAAACCAACAACAAAAGAAUUUAUUACAACUAAUAACAGCAGUAGUUCUACAAGUAUAACAGCAACAACAUCUACAAUGCUAAAAACUAAUAUAACAGCCUCAACAACCACAAAUUCUCUGGAAAGUCAAACCUCUCAGGCGCAUCAUCAUCAUAAUCAUAAUCAUCAUCAUCAACAUCAACGCAAACACAAUCACCAGCACAAUCAUGAGCACAAUCAUCAUCAUAAUCAUAAUAAUAAUCAUGCGAGUAAAACGCCUCACAAACACGGACAGCAUCGUCAAAGGAAAAUUUCGCCAUCUGGUACAUCGCGUAAACAUCAUCAUCAGCCGUCAACUUUAUCUGUAGGUUACUCGGAUAUAAAAGGUUUCCCCGCGAGAAAUGAAGAAGGUUUGCCUGGGCAGAUGGUACUUUCGAAUAGCAAUGAUAACGUCAUCAAUCAAUUGGCCGAAAAGGAUUUUUCAGGCAAUAGCCUUGGCGGCGGUGUUGUCUUCGAGCAUACUGCUGGCGGUGUAAGAACGACAUCUUUAGAGGAAUUAGAUUUCGGACGAGCACGCGUUGCCAUUUAUCCGAAAUCUUCGACCACAAUUAGCACCACCACACGUGACAGUAAUAUACAUAUUGUUAAACCGGAACGUUUGCCCGAAAUUAUUCCAUCCACACCAGUGUCAAGCAAUUCGAAAAUAAUUGAAAUCAAAGCUAAAACGAAUAAAAAAGUUAAACGGGAAACGGUAGAAAUAGAACCCGAGUACUUAGUAGGCGAGCUAAACUUAAACGAUUCCAGCGAAUACAUUGCUGAAUUGAAUCCUGGCGACUCCACAGCGACUGCAACAACAAUUUUAAUAGGAAAUGUAGUUAACACGGGUCCCUCCUCUACCAAUGGUAAUGAAAUUGUACGUCUAGAUGGCUUCGCUGGUAUGCUGCAAUUAUUCUUUGGCAUUGAAAAACCGAUAGAUGUCGCGGUCUUCAGUCAUCCACCGAGUGCUGAGUUUAUAAAUUUACUUUUUGCUUUAAUGGUAUGGUGCGUACGUUAUCCAGCCGUAUUCUGGACUACAGCGAAAUCAUUUGCCACCAUAUUUAGCGUACAAAUUAUUGCAUCUGCUUCUGAUAUUAUAUUCAGUUUUGUGGGCAUAUCUACGCUAUACAAAUUGCAAAUCUAUAGUGAAGCGUUACCAAUACAAAAUCAUGGACUUGUACUAAACGCCACCGUUACUCUUCUAUUAUUUUUACUAUCCACUUUACUAAUGAUAUCGUCAUCGAUGAUUAUGUACUUGUAUGGUCAUGGACGGUUAGCAGCGAAAAUGCGUGAUCGUUCGUUGAUUACAUUGAAGUCAUCAGACACUUGGAUAUAUUUUGCCCAUUGUGCUUCAUUAUGCUACGUAUUGGCAUUGGCUGUGGUUAAGGCCCCUUUACUAAAUGAUUUGAGUGCCACAUAUCGUCAGAAUUUACAUUGUCCCACCUUUAUGGCAGCUCUCGUUAGUGUUAUGCAUCUUUUACUGUGGAUUGUCAUAUGGUUGGGUUUAUCAGCCAAGCGAAGAUGGAGCUUUAAAUUACCACCAUUAGAUGCUUAUGGUAUUAUAGGGAAGGCCACAACUCAGCCUUUAUUAAUGCAUAAUAGAGGCAGUCUUACGAGUAGUGCACAACAAGGAGGCAAUCUAAAUGCCGCCACUGCUGUAAGCAACGGUUCCACCAUAGCUGGUGGUGGUGGCGGUAGUUUAGAGCAAAAAUCAAACAUUGUUGGCGGUGUCGGUGGCAGCUUAGUUAGUGGAAUUGGUAGCGUUAUGGGUACGGGCAAUCAUCACCUUAGCAAUACAUCAAGCAGUGAUGUGGUCAGCGGAACGCCAGCCGAUGAUAUUUAUUGGCCAAAAUUAACGCCCAGUUCACCAAAAUUGAAAGUAACAUUUAAUGAAGUUCCGAGUACGUCUGACGAUGAUCAACUACUAAUUGGUGACCAUGAACAAAACGAUGGCAAGCGCGAUUCGCCCUGUGGAACCACGGUAUGUUUUACCAGUGCUACGGGGGAAAUUGAUGACGGAGAAUACGCGACAUUAAGAUCUGCAACAGCAGCUACGGUCGUGGGCAUAGCUGUGGGCAGUGGCAGUGGUGUGGCGAAUAAAGGCGGCAUUGGUGCUAUGACGAAAACACACACACCGCCCGUUGGUGGUGUGAAAGUAUUGCAUUUAAGUGAAUUUGACGAGCUGCCACCACCGCCACCACAUAUGAUGUCUUCGAUGACUAUAACUAGCCACACGGCUACUGUAAGCGUUAAUAUCAAUGCUAGUAAUGUUGGUGGUGGUAGUAGCGGUAACAGUACGGUUGAUUAUGUCAAUUGUACUGCUACUAGUGACGAUAAUAUAUCUGAAGAAGGCAAAUUGUUGGCUUGUGUACGAGAUGACAGUGUUACUUAUGCUUCCACACGUGAUUUGGAGCCACCACUUCCGCCACCGCCACCGCCCACACAUAAUCAUCAACAACAGCAAACAGCAAACAAAAGGGCCCCCCAUGCUAUGCCCGAAGUUAUGCAACUUUCUUCAUCCCCCGAGCAUCUAGUCAGUCCUUUAGCACCGGUCACCGUAACUGUACACACAAACGAAGCACAUAUUGCUUCUAGUUCAACACCACGCUGCAUACGACGCGCUGAUUCUGGGGUACCCCAAGAAGCUUUGACACCACGUAGUGAUACAAAUUCAACGGGCACAGAGAGUACAACGUCGCCGCCCGAGCGAGCGCCCUCCGAAUCAUCAAGCGGUGUUCAUUCGGCUGAAGAGCGUGACGUUGAGGUUGUCAUAAGGCCACGUGCUGCUUGCAAGCCUCCCGCUAAACCCCCACAGCCAGCUAUACAAGAAGAGCCAUACGGCCGUUGCACUAAUAUGCGCAUGACCAGCUUCACUAGCAGCAGUAAUACUAAUAGCGCCACUUUGCCAUUGCAGCGCACGGCCCCCGAACAGAAAUUUGAUUAUUCUCAACAUUGCAGCACUAUGCCAUUGCCUACAACUAAUCAGCAUAACUACAAUUAUCAGCAGAAUCAAAAUCAAUCGAACGCCUAUACAACAUCCGCUCAUUCCAUGACUCAGUCGCACCACAAUGCGGGCGGUGGUAAUUUAAGCUCAUUUAAAACUCCACUCUACGCGAAUUCGGGAGUGGCAUUGCAAGGACAUUUCUCAGCUCAACCACCACCUCUGCCCCCGCCGCCGACAGUCACGCACACCGUGCUACCGAAUGGAGCACGUUAUUCAAAUCCCAAUAAUAUAUUGAAACGUUUACCGCACGUCAAAACUGCCGAAUCACCUUACGGUUAUUCGGGCUUGGGGGCCGGCCAUCAUACGUUCGCAAAACCCGGUUACGAAAAUAGCCUCGUUAACACCAGCAUACCAGAAGAUCGAGAUUCAGCGAAUUAUUCCAUGACCUCCGAGCAGGAUUGUUUGUAUGCCACUGCAAGUGCUUUGCAAUAAAAAUUCAAUUCAAUUACAUAUAUAUACUUCGCACAUUGUAAAUGAAUCCUUUAACUAAGUGUCUACAAGAUGAAAAAAACAAAAAAAAAAAGAAGCAAGUAUGUUCCACAAGUUAGUAAACAUUUUUAAGUUUUUUUAUACUCCCUAACUACAUAUAUACUUAAAUACAUCUAUAAAUGUAUUCUAAUGUAUACCAUUAAUAUUAAUAAUUUAAAAAUUUCAAAAAAACAAAAAUCUAAUAACUAAGUUUAAAUUAAAUUUUA
Messenger RNA from Glossina fuscipes, 6591 nucleotides. RefSeq names its product protein tincar (gene tinc). The transcript has 10 exons. The coding region runs from base 1013 to 6328 and encodes 1771 amino acids. Lineage: Eukaryota; Metazoa; Arthropoda; Insecta; Diptera; Glossinidae. The record is from RefSeq and is a predicted model, not a curated record.